Colletotrichum paranaense is the source of this 381-nucleotide messenger RNA. RefSeq lists its product as uncharacterized. Lineage: Eukaryota; Fungi; Ascomycota; Sordariomycetes; Glomerellales; Glomerellaceae. Bases 1 to 381 code for a protein of 126 amino acids. The record is from RefSeq and is a predicted model, not a curated record. The transcript has a single exon.
AUGGAUAGGUCUGGCGAAGGUGGCGCUGCGGCAGUUGCUUGCGCCGAGAACAUAUCACUAUUGCAUCUUUUGAGCAAGCGUCAUCACUACCCCCAGCUCAAUCAGCCAUCAUCGAACCCUAUUGAAGAAAAGGAGAGAACGCUGCAGUUCAGUAGAGAGCGAAGUUUAUGCGGCGCCUUUGCGUUCCUGGCCAGCAUCGAUGGAAAUCCGGACUUCGUUCCGGCUGUCUACAUUGAAGAACGAACUGAACAACGCCGUUUGGAAAUUGUGGUGGCCGUAAACAAAAAGAGCCCGAACAAUGGUCAAGAAAUUUUGCUGGAUAUCAAGCAUGGAUUCGAACAGAUUUUCCAGCAAUUAAAGGGUCUUGACGGCAAGUAUUGA